This is a messenger RNA of Tachysurus vachellii, 1254 nucleotides long. It is a transcript of the gene vimr1, whose product is annotated as vimentin. Lineage: Eukaryota; Metazoa; Chordata; Actinopteri; Siluriformes; Bagridae. Gene Ontology annotation, molecular function: structural constituent of cytoskeleton. Bases 1 to 1191 code for a protein of 396 amino acids. Gene Ontology annotation, biological process: intermediate filament organization. The record is from RefSeq and is a predicted model, not a curated record. The transcript has 3 exons. Gene Ontology annotation, cellular component: axon; plasma membrane; cytoplasm.
AUGAGAGGAAGCAGCUAUUCUCAGAAGACUCUAACAGUGAGUGGGUCGAGCAGGAUGCGGGUCCAGAGCCCGUCUCCAACUCGCUGCAGAGCUUCUUCGUCCUCCUCAGUGAAACGUGGACGCACUGGCUUCCAGGGAGGUGCCGUGGAGAUUGGCACAGAGCUUCAUCAGCAUCAUGCUAAUGAGAAAGAGGAGAUGCAGAUACUUAAUGCGCGCUUUGCUGGCUAUAUUGAGAAGGUCCAGGCUCUGGAGCAGAGGAACGCGGCACUCAGGGAGGAGCUGCAGGUCCUACAAAGUCGAUACAAGGUGGGACCAGGGGGACUGGGUGAUGAGUAUGAGGCCAAAUUUAAGGAAAUGAAGGACCUGAUCGCAGCACUAACAGCUGCGAAAGGAGCGGCUGAUAUCGAGAGGGGAUAUGUGGAGGAGGAAGUGGAGCUCUGGACCAUGAAGCUGGAGGAAGAGCUUGCACUUAAAGAGGAGGCAGAGAUGAUCCUUCGUGAAUUCCGUGAGGACGUGGACAAUGCCACUCUGCAGAAGGCUGACCUGGAGAGACGUGUGGAGCAGUUGGUGGCUGAGAUCGAGUUCCUGAAGAAGCUACACAGUGAAGAAGUGGCCGAGCUAAUGAAGCAGAUCGAGGAAUCGAAGGUGACCGUGGAGCUCGACUCAGAUCGGCCCGAUUUAGCCGCUCACCUGCGCAAGACACGUGCUGAGAUUGAAGCUGUCGCCGCACGCAAUGUCCAGGAGGCUGAGAAGUGGUACAAAGGAAAAUUUGACACACUGAAGGAGAGUGCUGUCAAACGUGAAACCCAGAUGAGCACCAUGAAAGAAGAGAUCAGCACCCUGAGCAGUGAAGUGUCUGACCUGCAGAACCAAAUUGAUGCCCUUAGGGCCAAAAACGCCGCCCUGGAGCAGCAGCUGGAUGACAUGGAGAUGUCUCACUUGGACAAGGUGUCUAACCUGGAGGCUAUCAUCGCUCAGCUCGAGAACCAGCUGUGUGAAACCAAGAUGGAGAUGGCCAAAUAUCUUGCGGAUUACCAGGAGCUGCUUAAUAUCAAACUUAAGUUAGACGCAGAGAUCGCCACAUACAGGAAUCUUCUGGAAGGAGAAGAGAAACGGCUUGGGAUCUCAGUCAGUGAGAGCACGGCAGGAACUUCUGCAACUCCGUCAGCCGCAGUCGAAGAAUCGGCCUAAAGCACUUAAUCAUGCAACAUACACACACGCACACACACUGACUGCACCAUCAUUAACUAUGCC